Messenger RNA from Vitis riparia (riverbank grape), 1176 nucleotides. Its product is annotated as peroxidase 5. Gene Ontology annotation, biological process: response to oxidative stress; hydrogen peroxide catabolic process. Gene Ontology annotation, cellular component: plant-type cell wall; plasmodesma. Bases 1 to 990 code for a protein of 329 amino acids. Lineage: Eukaryota; Viridiplantae; Streptophyta; Magnoliopsida; Vitales; Vitaceae. The record is from RefSeq and is a predicted model, not a curated record. Gene Ontology annotation, molecular function: heme binding; peroxidase activity. The transcript has 4 exons.
AUGAGUUCGAAAAGGGUUACUUGGUUGUCUUUAACUUGGGUUCUGGUUUUCUUAUGUCUAAGUGUUGAGUUAGAAGCUCAGCUUCAAGUGGGGUUCUAUAGAACCUCAUGUGGCUUGGCUGAAUUCAUAGUGAAAGAUGAGGUUGGGAAAGGGUUCAUGCGGGACAGUGGGGUGGCUCCUGGCCUGGUCAGAAUGCACUUUCAUGAUUGUUUUGUUAGGGGUUGCGAUGGGUCAGUGCUCAUCGAUUCGACUCCCUCAAACACAGCAGAAAAGGAUUCUCCUGCUAACAACCCUAGUCUUAGAGGGUUUGAAGUCAUUGAUAGAGCAAAGGCUAGACUCGAAGCUAUGUGCAAGGGAGUGGUUUCAUGUGCUGAUAUAGUUGCCUUUGCAGCAAGGGAUAGCGUGGAGAUAACCGGAGGGCUUGGCUAUGAUGUCCCUGCAGGAAGAAGAGAUGGCAGAAUUUCACUAGCUUCAGAGGCAUCGACAAACUUACCACCCCCGACCUUUACUGUCGACCAACUCACUCAGUUCUUUUCAAACAAAGGAUUGACACAGGAUGAAAUGGUGACUCUCAGUGGAGCACACACAAUUGGCCGUUCGCAUUGCAGUUCCUUCAGCAACAGGUUGUACAAUUUCAAUGGAACAUCGGGCCAGGACCCUACUCUAGAUCCCCAGUAUGCAGCCAGUUUGAAGACACAGUGCCCACAAGGUAGCACAAAUACUAACUUGGUGGUUCCAAUGAACCCCUCGAGCCCAAGCAUCACAGACGUAGGCUACUAUGUUGAUAUUCUAAGAAACAGAGGUUUGUUUACAUCAGAUCAGACUCUCCUAACAGACACGACAACAGCAACCCAAGUAAGACAAAAUGCAGGGAACCCGUUUCUCUGGAAGAACAAAUUUGCUUCUGCAAUGGUGAAGAUGGGCCAACUUGGUGUCUUAAUCGGUGAAGCAGGAGAGAUUCGAGCCAAUUGCAGGGUUAUCAACAGCUAAAGAGAGUAGAGGAUUGAAGUAUCUACAAGCUGGAUGCUUCAUCCUAUCAACUUCCAGUCAUUUGGUUUUGAAUCUUGUGUUUGUAAUGUGUGCAACUAUGAAAUAAGCAAUGGCAUGUCGGUGAGUAGGAUAAUAAUUGGUUGAAAAUGAAAUAAUAGAUAAUCCAAAAUGAACAUUUCAGCCUAA